This is a messenger RNA of Macadamia integrifolia, 1935 nucleotides long. RefSeq lists its product as uncharacterized. NCBI's taxonomy places the organism in Eukaryota, Viridiplantae, Streptophyta, Magnoliopsida, Proteales, Proteaceae. Bases 1 to 1935 code for a protein of 644 amino acids. The record is from RefSeq and is a predicted model, not a curated record. The transcript has 5 exons.
AUGAAAGCCCUCUAUUGGAAUAUUAGAGGGAUAAAGAAGGCUGCUGCAAGGUUAGCUUUGAGGAAUAUUUUAAGGGACAAAAGACCUGAUUUCCUUUGCAUUGCCGAACCUAUGAUCCCCUCUGACGCCUUUCCUACGUUGUUCUUCAACAAGCUGGGUUUUGACCCUGAUUUCAUCCAUAACGAGCGUCUAGGCGGAGUCUCAAAUCUAUGGCUGAUUUGGCGAAGAGGUGUAGCAAAGCCUGUUGUGCUAUCAUCUUCUGAGCAGCAAAUCUCUGUCUCUGUGCAAUGGGCUCAGGAAAUUUUCAUCUUAUCUGGAAGGAAAUUCACAUGGACAAAUAACAGGAGAAGGGGACAUGUCUCUGCAGUGCUCGAUCGAAGCUUUUGCAAUGAGGCCUGGAUUUCAUAUUUUCAAGAAUGUCACCAAUUUGUCUUGCAGAGAGUGGCGUCUGACCAUACUCCCAUUUUGGUGGUGUCUGAAGGCUCUGAAAGACCAAAAAACUGUCCUUUUCGCUUCCAGAGGUUCUGGGCAGACCAUGAGGGUUAUCUAAAUGCAGUUAAGUCCUCCUGGGUGAAUGACAUUCCUGGAUCGCCAAUGAUGGUUAUGGCUCAAAAAUUAAAAAGAUUGAAGCUCUUCCUGCGCUCCUGGGCAAAAGAAAAUUUUCCAAAUUUUAAUUUGGAGAUGAUGGAAGCAAAAAAAUGCAUGGAGGAGAUCCAGACUGAAAUUGACAGAGAUGGGAUAAAUGACUCAAUUUAUGCCAAAGAAGCUGAUGCAAAGACCAGAUAUCUGAAGGCCCUGCAAAAUUAUGAGAAAUUAUGGGCUGAAAAAUCUCGUUCUAGAUGGAGGAAUCAAGGAGAUAGAUGCUCAAAAUUUUUUCACAUCUCAGUGAAGAUUCGGCGAAUGAAGAACUCCAUUAAAUCUCUGAAGAUGGUUGAUGGGACCCUGAUCUCUGAUAGAGUGCAGAUCAAGGAAUAUGUUGCGGGUUAUUAUGAGCAUUUUCACAAAGGUACUCCCCUUACCAAUCACAUGGAUUUAUUGCAAUGCAUUCCUAAUGUUUUGGAAGAAUGGGAUAGAGGUCGAUUAGAUGGUAUUCCGUCUGACUCUGAGAUUAAGCAUGCGGUGUGGGAUCUUGAUCCAGAUAGUGCUCCUGGUCCAGAUGGAUUUCCUGGAGCUUUUUAUAAAUCAUGUUGGGACAUCAUAUCUUCAGAUUUAUGCAAUGCUAUCAGAUGGUUUUUCAGAACCGGGUUCAUGCCUUACGGCAUUAACAAUUAUUUCCUGGUUUUGAUUCCUAAAAUUGAAGGAGCACUAUCCCUAGACAAAUUCAGGCCAUUGUGCAUGGGAAAUUUUUCAUGCAAAAUAAUAUCAAAGAUUCUGGCUAUGCGAUUAUCGUGUGUUCUUCCAAAAAUCAUCUCUGAGGAGCAGGGGGCCUUCCAGAAAGGGAAGAUCAUUCAUUCCAACAUAUCACUUGCCUCGGAGCUGGCAAACAUGAUAAUCUCAGUUCUGUUUAAUGGUGGCCCUGUUGGAUUCUUUGGUGUGGAGAAGGGUCUGAGACAAGGAGAUCCAAUCUCGCCUAUGCUGUUUAUCAUUGCUGAAGAGGUCCUUUGUAGAGGCUUAUCUGAGCUCCUAGCCAAUAACAGCAUUAAAGCUCUAUCGGGUCCGCGUGGGGCGAUUAUCCCUACACAUAUUCUUUUUGCUGAUGAUGUUUUUAUCUUUUCUAAUGCUUCCAUCAGGAAGCAAGCCAUUGCAGAAGAGCUUGGUAUCUCCACUUGUAACUUCCCCACCCGCUAUUUGGGGGUCGAGAUCUUUAAGGGAAGGCUGAAAAAGGAGUCGCUAAUCCCCAUUCUGGAUAAAGUCAAAGGGCGUCUAGCAGGAUGGAAAGGAAAGAUUUUGUCCAUGGCUGGACGAGUGGAAUUGCUUAUGUGGAAUGGAGGCUGA